CCCCCUAGGCGGUUAAAGUCCGAUCGUCAUGACACUGUUGAUUAUGGAGGUAUCUCUCCGAUCAUUACUCGGAAGAAACCCAACGGUUUGAGUGAUUGUAAUUUGGCGGUUAAAAUGACUCCUGCUUUCAGCAUGACUAACCUCAGCUGUCCUCCUUCUCUUAAUUCCAGUCCUUCUCCAUUAAAAGGAUCUUCACCUGCUUCGGUGUCUGUUUUUAAUUUAGCGAUAGAGCCGUCCCAAUGUGUCCCACCUACUAAAGAAGGAUACUUGUUUAAGAAAGGAGGUAAGAGGAAUGACAAACCCUAUCAAAGGCGCUGGGUUGUGUUUGAUGGUGAAGACUUGAAAUAUUUCAAAGCAAAAGGAGAGAAAGAAUCUGAUGCUCGUAAUAAUGUGAAGUUAUCAGAGAUGAUCGACAUUAAGAGAGUAUCUGAUCCCGACCAUAACUCAAGGUUUGAUCUGGUGGUUAUUAACAGAGUGUUCCAGUUCUAUGCUGAUAAUGAUGACGAGGCACAACUUUGGGUCAGUGUCUUACAUGCUGCAAUCAGCAAAUAUAACCCUCAAGAUGAACAGUCUUGUAAAGUAGGAGGCAACAUGAACGAACCUGAUAAAGAAGGAUUCAUCAUGAAACAAGGACACGGGAGGUUCGCUGGGUUUAGACAAAGAUAUGUGGCACUGAAAGGAGCUAAGUUUGCUUAUUACGACAGCAAAGAGGAUUUUGUUCAAGGGAAGCCAAUCCAUGUCCUUGAUAUGAGACUGGCGAUGGUUAAACCUGAAGCUGGUGGAAAGAGCCGAUUUACAAUAACAAUGCCAAACCAGAGAUCAUACAUUUUCCAAGCGUCCAAUGAAGCCAACAGGAUGGAAUGGAUUGAGAAACUGUCCAAUGCCAUAUUGACUGGACUGAACCUGGCACCUGAACAGAAGGAGGGAAAGAAAGGAGUGAGGGCAGCUGAUAUACUGGAAAGGAUACAGAAGAAUCCUUCCAAUAAGAAAUGUGCCGACUGUGGUGAUGAAGACCCAUCAUGGGGUGUGGUCAAUAGAGGUAUCAUGGUCUGUAUUGAGUGCUCAGGAGUCCACAGAGCAAUGGGAGUUCAUAUAUCUAAAGUUAGGUCUGUCGAACUGGACACUGAGAUAUGGACCGACACUCUCAUUAACUUGAUGGUCACUAUUGGUAAUUAUUCUGCUAAUUUGUUUUGGGAGAGACACUUCAAAGGUGAGAGGAUACCGACUGAUUGUCCUAGAGAGAUUCGCGAGUCCUUCAUUCGCUCAAAGUACGAGAGUAAGUCCUGGGUACCUGAUAAUGCACUGGCCAACCAGGAGGAGCUGGAUAAGGCGUUGUGUUCGGCAGUGAUUGAUGAUGACCUGAUGUUAACUACAGAAUUACUUGUUAAAGGAGCUAACCCUUGUUGUAAUGUUAAAGAUAGUUCUGAUCCUGAACUAAACACACCUCUUGCUAUAGCAAGGUCCAAUAGUCAGCCAUUACAAGUUGAACUGUUGGAACAAAAUGGAGCGCUAGUUGAUAUUAAUAAUGAUUCUUCAAUACAGACCAUUAGUAAAAGAGGGUAUCUACAUAAAACUGGUUCAGAGAGACUCGGCUGGAAGAGAAGAUACUGCACCAUUGAUAACUUUAGGGGACUGGAAUACUUCAAGACAGACACAGACCCGGAAAUAUUGGGUAAUAUUGGAGUAAAUGAUAUCCUGGGGGUCUGCCAGUGUGAGGAUGAAGUCAAUGGGCGUGGUCAUUGCUUUGAAGUGAUCACAGCCGCUAGAGCCUAUCUGUUCUCAGCUGAUACUGAUACUGAUAUGAGUGAUUGGAUCAGUGUCGUCAGACAGGUAGGAAAGGGUUAAACU
Messenger RNA from Amphimedon queenslandica, 1848 nucleotides. RefSeq names its product arf-GAP with Rho-GAP domain, ANK repeat and PH domain-containing protein 1-like. The record is from RefSeq and is a predicted model, not a curated record. The coding region runs from base 115 to 1845 and encodes 576 amino acids. NCBI's taxonomy places the organism in Eukaryota, Metazoa, Porifera, Demospongiae, Haplosclerida, Niphatidae. Gene Ontology annotation, molecular function: GTPase activator activity; phosphatidylinositol-3,4,5-trisphosphate binding. The transcript is spliced from 18 exons. Gene Ontology annotation, cellular component: cytoplasm.